AUGUCUUCCCCGACGAUGCUCACUAAGUUUGAGUCCAAGUCCUCCCGGGCUAAGGGCAUUGCGUUUCACCCGAAACGGCCAUGGAUCCUCGUGUCGCUUCAUUCCUCCACUAUCCAGCUAUGGGACUACCGCAUGGGCAUGCUGAUUGACCGCUUUGAGGAACACGAUGGCCCCGUCCGUGGCAUUGAUUUCCACAAGACGCAGCCGCUUUUCGUGUCCGGAGGAGAUGAUUACAAGAUCAAGGUCUGGAGCUACCAGACUCGCAGAUGCCUGUUUACGCUCAAUGGGCAUUUGGACUACGUGCGGACUGUUUUCUUCCACCAUGAACUCCCCUGGAUCUUGUCUAGUUCCGAUGACCAAACCAUCCGAAUUUGGAACUGGCAGAACAGGUCUCUCAUCUGCACAUUGACCGGCCAUAACCACUACGUGAUGUGCGCGCAAUUCCACCCCAAGGAGGACCUCAUUGUUUCGGCGUCGUUGGACCAAUCUGUUCGUGUCUGGGAUAUCUCCGGCCUCCGAAAGAAACACUCCGCCCCGACCUCUCUGACUUACGAGGAUCAAAUGGCCCGAGCCAGCGCAAACCAGGCAGACAUGUUUGGGAACACAGAUGCAGUGGUCAAGUUUGUGCUGGAGGGCCACGACAGGGGUGUGAAUUGGGUGUCUUUCCAUCCAACUCUGCCAUUGAUUGUUUCGGCCGGUGACGACAGACUUGUUAAACUGUGGAGGAUGAGUGACACGAAGGCAUGGGAAGUCGAUACCUGUCGCGGCCAUUUCCAGAAUGCUUCUGCCUGUCUCUUCCAUCCGCACCAAGACCUUAUCCUGUCCGUCGGCGAAGACAAGACCAUCCGGGUCUGGGAUCUUAACAAACGGACCUCCGUUCAGUCGUUCAAGCGAGACCUCGAUCGGUUCUGGGUGAUCGCGGCGCAUCCGGAGAUUAAUCUGUUUGCCGCUGGUCACGAUACCGGUGUGAUGGUGUUCAAGCUGGAAAGAGAGCGCCCGGCAUCCACUGUGUACCAGAACCAGCUCUUCUACAUCACUAAGGAGAAGCACGUCAAGUCUUACGACUUUACAAAGAACACUGAAUCUCCUCCCAUGCUGUCAUUGCGAAAACUGGGUGCACCCUGGGUCCCAGCACGAACGCUUUCAUACAACCCUGCUGAGCGGGCGAUUCUUGUCACCUCCCCGGCCGACGGUGGGACAUACGAGCUUAUCCACCUCCCCAGGGACGCUACCGGCGCUGUCGAGCCAACCAAUCAGAAGCGGGGUCAGGGUACAUCUGCCGUCUUCGUUGCGCGAAAUCGAUUUGCUGUGUUCAACCAGCCCAGCCAGACCGUGGAUAUCAAGGACUUGAGCAACUCCACGACCAAGACGAUCAAGCCACCGGCGGGUACAACAGACAUCUACUUUGGCGGAACAGGAUGCCUGCUCUUUAUCACCCCCACGUCAGUGGUGCUGUUCGAUAUCCAGCAGAAGAAGCAGUUGGCCGAGCUGGCUGUCAGUGGCGUGAAAUAUGUCGUCUGGUCGAAUGACGGUCUUUACGCAGCCUUGCUGAGCAAACACAAUGUGACCAUUGUCACCAAGACGCUCGAACAAGUGAGCACUCUACAUGAGACGAUCCGUAUCAAGAGUGCUACCUGGGACGAUGCUGGCGUGCUCCUCUACUCCACCCUGAACCACGUCAAAUACUCCCUGCUUAACGGCGACAAUGGUAUUGUCCGGACCCUUGACCAGACUUUGUACCUCGUUAGAGUCAAAGGACGCAAUGUCUACUGCCUUGAUCGCAACGCUAAGCCCAGGAUCCUGGAAAUCGACCCGACCGAAUACCGAUUCAAACUCGCCCUCGUCAAGAGGAAUUAUGACGAAAUGCUUCACAUCAUCAAGACUUCGAGCUUGGUUGGCCAGAGCAUCAUCGCAUAUUUGCAGAAGAAAGGCUACCCCGAGAUUGCUUUGCAAUUCGUCCAGGAUCCCCAGACUCGUUUCGAACUUGCCAUCGAGUGUGGCAACCUCGAUGUUGCGAUUGAAAUGGCCAAGGAACUCGAUCGCCCCAAGCUGUGGAGCCGGCUCGCCGUCGAAGCGCUGGCUCACGGUAACCACCAGACCGUGGAGAUGACUUACCAGAAGCAGAGACUAUUUGAUAAGCUCUCCUUCUUAUAUCUCUCUACUGGUGACCAAGAAAAGCUCUCGCGGAUGGCCAAGAUUGCCGAACACCGGGGCGACUUUACAUCCCGUUUCCAGAAUGCCGUCUACCGUGGUGACAUCGAGGACAGAAUCCAAAUGUUCAAGGAAGCUGAUUUGUAUCCCCUUGCAUACGUGACCGCCAAGACACACGGUUUGAACGAAGAAGCUCAAGCUAUUCUGGAGACGUGUGGACUUACAGAGGACCAGAUUAAGCUGCCGUCCUUAGGCGAGCCUCUGCAGGUCCCGCGCCCGAUUGUUCCCACGUACAAGGCCAACUGGCCGGUAAAGGCUGCUGGCCAUUCCUCCUUCGAGAAGGCGCUGCUGGGAGAGGUGGGCGUCGUGGAUGAGGAGGGAGCCAAUGGCUACGAGGUCGAGGAAGAAGCGGAGGAGGCUGAAGUUGCCGCCCAGGAGGCACUUGAGGACGAGGAAGAAGACGCCGCUGGAUGGGACAUGGGCGACGAGAUCAAUGUCGAAGAAGACAACGAUUUUGUUAACGUCGAUAGCGUCGAGGCCGGCGCUGGCAGCUCGGAAGCCGACCUUUGGGCUCGGAAUUCUCCUCUGGCGGCCGACCAUGUGGCAGCGGGUUCUUUCGACACGGCCAUGCAACUUCUGAACCGCCAAGUGGGUGCUGUGAACUUUGCCCCACUGAAGGAGCGGUUCCUCGAGAUCUACAAAGCGUCCAGGACAUACCUCCCAGCUACGGCGGGACUGCCUCCUUUGGUGAACUACGUGCGACGAACAGUGGACGAAACGGACACCCGCAAGGUGCUGCCCGUCAUCCCUCGAGACCUCGAGACUAUUGCCAAUGUCGAUCUGCAAGAAGGCUAUGCUGCCAUGCGGGCAAACAAGCUCGAAGAUGGCGUCAAGAUCUUCAAGCGCAUUCUGCACACCUUGCUUGUCAACGUUGUAUCAUCUGAGAGUGAGGUUGAGCAAGCGAAGAAGAUCAUUGCCACGGCCAGGGAAUACAUCCUUGCCAUGUCCAUUGAGCUCUACCGUCGUUCUCUGCCAACCGACACACCGGAGAACCUGAAGAGGAGCCUUGAGCUCUCCGCGUAUUUCACCAUUCCCAAGCUUGAAGUUGCACACCGACAGCUGGCUCUGAUGGCUGCGAUGAAGUUUGCCUUUGCCAACAAGAACUACGCUUCUGCCUUGAGUUUUGCCAACCGAAUGCUGGCCAAUGGCGGCUCGGCGAAACUCCUUGAUCAGGCCAAGAAGAUCAAGGCUCAAUGUGAGCGCAACCCGCAGGACAAGAUCGAGAUCGAAUUCGACCAAUUUGCGGAAUUCGAUAUCUGCGCGGCCUCCUACACACCCAUCUACAGCGGUUCGCCGAGCGUAUCGGAUCCGUUUACGGGGGCCAAGUAUCACGAACAGUACAAGGGAUCUGUGUGCCGGAUCUCGGACGUGACGGAAAUCGGGGCACCAGCGAGCGGUCUGCGACUGUAUGUGUCUGGUCUUAGUUAG
Messenger RNA from Rasamsonia emersonii CBS 393.64, 3639 nucleotides. Its product is annotated as Coatomer subunit alpha. Gene Ontology annotation, cellular component: COPI vesicle coat. Bases 1 to 3639 code for a protein of 1212 amino acids. Gene Ontology annotation, biological process: retrograde vesicle-mediated transport, Golgi to endoplasmic reticulum; intra-Golgi vesicle-mediated transport; intracellular protein transport. The transcript is spliced from 8 exons. Gene Ontology annotation, molecular function: structural molecule activity; protein binding. NCBI's taxonomy places the organism in Eukaryota, Fungi, Ascomycota, Eurotiomycetes, Eurotiales, Trichocomaceae. The record is from RefSeq and is a predicted model, not a curated record.